Messenger RNA from Gallus gallus (chicken), 2764 nucleotides. It is a transcript of the gene SPARCL1, whose product is annotated as SPARC like 1. Bases 369 to 2342 code for a protein of 657 amino acids. Lineage: Eukaryota; Metazoa; Chordata; Aves; Galliformes; Phasianidae. Gene Ontology annotation, molecular function: collagen binding; calcium ion binding; protein binding. The record is from RefSeq and is a predicted model, not a curated record. Gene Ontology annotation, biological process: signal transduction; anatomical structure development. The transcript is spliced from 10 exons.
GAGCCCCACUGGCCCAGAGCCUGUGAGCACUGAAUGGCUUUUCUCAUUCAAUUAAUUCAGCAGAAUUUCACUAAUUCAUCCCCCAACCCCUCCGCCUCAUCCAGUGGAUGCCCAGGACGGUGUUUCAUUUCGUUUUACUGAGAUUCAGAGUCAGACCUUCCUCCUUAGAAGCUCACAGAAAAACACGCUUUCUGAAAGAUUCCAUAUUCAAUGCCAAAAUAUCCCACAGGAAAAUUUUGCAAGGCUCACGGAUUUCCAGUGCACCAGUGGCUAACCAAGUAGGAGCACCUCUUCUACUGCUAUGAAAGGAAGCCUUCAAACCCUACCACUGAACCAUUAACUACCAUCCUGUUUAAGAUUUGAAAAACAUGAAGACUGUAGUGCUCCUGAUUUGUCUUCUAGGAUCUGCUUUCACCACUCCAACUAAAUAUACUCAUUCUGAAACCCCAGAGGAAGAGAACACAGGGUCUGUAAACAAAGGUGAUGUGCCGUCUGGCCACAGGGCCAUAAAAGCAGAGGUACCGGUACUAGAUACACAGAGGGAUGAGCCCUGGGCUGCCAGAAGACAAGGACGAGGUGGUGAGCAUCAAACCAAAAACAGCCUGAGGAGCAUCAACUUCCUUACUCUGCACAGUAAUCCGGGCUUGGCUUCUGAGAACCGGGAAAGCAACUCUGGCAGCAGCAGGGAACAGCCCAGCUCUGAGCACCACCAGCCCAGGAGGCACAAGAAGCAUAGCAACACGGCUGGUCAGCGGGCUCUGAGAGGAGAAAGUCCAGUGGAUGCUCUUGGUCUGGUUCGUGAGCUCAACACAUGGAAAUACAAUAAAAACGCAAUUGGCUUAGAUGAAAGCAACAGUGAAAGCGACGAAGAAGAAGGUGGGGAGGAAGAAGAUGAGGAAUGGGGUGAAGAAACUGAUUAUAGGGAUACAAAGCACAGAGCCCACGGGACAAGCCAUGGAAGCCAAUACAGGAGAUGGCAAAAUGAAUACAGCCGGCCAUCCGGUGAAUUCUUGAGAGAUUCCAGUCUGCCGAUGCAUAUAACCAAGAGACACAGUGAGAAAUUUGGCAUAGAGGAUGAAAGUCAGGAAAAGCCCUACAGGGAAGGAAAACUCCCUCUCUCAAAGAAAAGUCAUAAUGAGGAUCGAGGUGAAAAAAGACAAAGCCAAGAAAGCAAAGACCAGUUUGAAGUAAACAAUCAGCGCAAACAUGAAGCAGUGAUGAAAACGCAGGAUAAGGAGGGCAGCAAUGCUGAGGAGGAUGAUAAUGAUAGCGGUGAUGAUGGUGAGGAAGAUCUCAGCAAUGUCUGGAGGGAAGCAGUCUAUGAGGAAGAGGAGAGAAUGCAAAGCAAUGACCAGGACAGCAUCAGCAACAAGCAAAAAGAGGAAGGAACUGCUGGAGAUGACAGUGGAGUUUAUAGGGAGAUGCAGGAUUAUCAGGGUGACAAAAUUAAAGACGUUACUCACUCCAAAGAGCAUCAUUACCACCAUGAGCCACCUAAUUCCAGCAGCAAGCGACAACUGCAAACAAGUAGCUCUGCUGAGAGCAUGAAUUCAACGGAACAUGAGGAUGAGGUUAAGACCACGGGAGGUUCACAUAAUGAGGAAAGUGCAAGGAACAGCACUGGGAAGGCUCUCCUGGAUCUUUGUAGGAACUUCCACUGCAAAAGAGGAAAAGUCUGCCAAGAAGACAAGCAGGGGAAACCCAGCUGUAUUUGCCAAGAUCCUGCUGCUUGCCCUUCCACCAAAGAUUAUGAGCGUGUCUGUGGCACGGAUAAUAAGACUUAUGAUGGCACAUGCCAACUCUUUGGCACCAAAUGUCAACUUGAAGGGACAAAAAUGGGACGCCAGCUGCACCUAGACUAUAUGGGUGCCUGCAAAUACAUACCCCACUGUACCGAUUAUGAAGUGGAUCAGUUCCCUCUCCGUAUGAGAGACUGGCUCAAAAACAUCCUUAUGCAAUAUUACGAACGCGAUCAGGGUACGCCUGGGUUUCUAACUGAAAAGCAAAGGAAUAAGGUCAAAAAAAUAUACCUGAAUGAGAAACGUCUUGUGUCUGGUGAGCACCCAGUUGAGCUUCUCCUGCAUGACUUUGAGAAAAACUACCACAUGUAUGUGUAUCCUGUGCACUGGCAAUUUUAUCAGCUUGACCAGCACCCAGUUGACAGAUCACUGACGCACUCAGAGCUCGCUCCUUUGAGAGCCUCCCUCGUUCCCAUGGAACACUGCAUAACCCGUUUCUUCCAGGAGUGUGAUGGAGACCAAGACAAACUUAUCACUCUGAAGGAGUGGUGCCGCUGUUUUGGGAUUAAGGAAGAAGACAUAAAUGAAAGUCUCCUGUUCUGAGCCCGGCUAAGCAGAAUCCCUGUGCAGCGCUACAGCUUGACAAACAUGUGAUGCCCGUUUAUGACUGCAAUUAACAGCUCUGUAAUUUUCAGGAAUAAGUUGGCAGAAGAUUCUUGGAGGCAGAAUGAGUUACUCUUGGAUAACACAAGUGCCUAAUUGUUGCAAAUUCAUUAACAGCCGUAGUGUUUAAGAACUCCAAGUAGCUCAUACCUAAACAGUGUUUUCCUCUGCAUGUACCAAUAAUCUCUUAGUAGGACUAACCUGACGACUGAGUUGUUCACAAAACCCUUCAGUAGAACUGUAGGAUGUGGAUUUUAUAAUACACCGAAGAAAACUACUUUGAAAUAGGUUUUCUUUUCUUGUCAUUUACUGUCAGUUUAGCACUCUGCAUAGAAAUGUCAAAUAAACAAAGUCUACCCAGA